This is a messenger RNA of Neltuma alba, 1417 nucleotides long. RefSeq names its product transcription factor MYB46. The coding region runs from base 30 to 980 and encodes 316 amino acids. The record is from RefSeq and is a predicted model, not a curated record. NCBI's taxonomy places the organism in Eukaryota, Viridiplantae, Streptophyta, Magnoliopsida, Fabales, Fabaceae. The transcript is spliced from 2 exons.
UUGUUUGUGUUGUGUGGUACAACGACAGCAUGAGGAAGCCCGAGUCUGGAAAAAACAACACCAACAACAACAAUAACAAGCUUAGGAAGGGGCUGUGGUCACCGGAAGAAGAUGACAAGCUCAUGAACUACAUGCUAAGCAAUGGACAAGGUUGUUGGAGUGAUGUCGCCAGGAAUGCUGGCUUGCAAAGAUGUGGCAAAAGUUGUCGCCUUCGCUGGAUCAAUUACUUGAGGCCUGAUCUUAAGCGCGGUGCUUUCUCUCCCCAGGAAGAAGAACUUAUCAUCCAUCUUCAUUCCCUUCUCGGCAACAGAUGGUCCCAAAUAGCGGCGCGCUUGCCCGGACGAACCGACAACGAAAUCAAGAAUUUCUGGAAUUCCACAAUAAAGAAAAGGCUCAAGCUCAUGUCUUCCACCACCGCAACCUCACAUAAUGCAAGCGAGUCGUCUUCCUUGUUGUCUGAGCCUAAUAUUAAAGACCUCAACAAUGUCAUGGGAGGUUUCAUGCCUAUGUUCAACAACAACAACAACAUAAUUGAGAGGUUGCCCAUGCUUGAGCGUGGACUAAACGCGCAGGCAGCUUCUGACGGAUUCUUCAACACUAAUGGAGGGCCUUGCUUCACACAAAAUGGGGUUAGCCACAACAUUAAUAAUGGUUUUUAUGUAGAAAAUGGAGUGUUUGGGAUCGGGAGUGUAAAUAUUGGAGCAGAAGGGGAGCUGUUUGUGCCUCCUCUCGAGAGUGUUAACACUAUAACUGAUAAUCUGCAGAAACUGGAGAAUAGAGACACUAACGCUAAUAGUUACUUUGACAACAUAAACAGCAUCGUCAAUAACUGCAACAUUAGCUGCAGCAACAAUAAUAGGGCUGAGAAUAGAGGUGGCGUGGAGAAUCUAUUUCAGGAGGAGUUAACUUUGGGAGAGUGGGACUUAGAGGACUUGAUGAAAGAUGUCUCAUCCUUUCCCUUACUUGAUUUUUCAAGCUGAUGAUCAAUAACUCCAUAUCCCUUAGAAGUUUGCUCGUCAUUGGAACAACUUCAAAACUACCACCCCCUUAAUCAGCAUCUCAUAGUGGCAUGGACAGAUCUCUCCUUAAACCUUGUAAUGUUUGUGUUUUUGGCCAAUGUCGUCAUCAGGCUCAGAUCAGAUUCAAAGAUUACUAGUUCGGUAGCUAGGUCUGAAAUAAAGGUCGUAUUAUCAUACCUGGGUAUUUACGGUGAUCAUAUUUGUGUAUAAUCAUAGAGCAUUUAAUCCCAGGUAACGCUGUAUCUCGGAAUCCAUCCAGUGUAGUUACAAUAAUCUGUCAUAUAUACUUGUGAAUACAAAUAGUCAUACAUUAUGUUUUUGGUCAGCUUAAUUCUGUGAUAUAUUAUAACAGCGGACGGAAGUUGUAUAAAACAAUGUUGGGACAUGUGUGUUACGUA